This is a messenger RNA of Ipomoea triloba (trilobed morning glory), 1015 nucleotides long. Its product is annotated as LOB domain-containing protein 16-like. Gene Ontology annotation, cellular component: nucleus. The record is from RefSeq and is a predicted model, not a curated record. Gene Ontology annotation, biological process: positive regulation of DNA-templated transcription; hormone-mediated signaling pathway. The transcript is spliced from 2 exons. NCBI's taxonomy places the organism in Eukaryota, Viridiplantae, Streptophyta, Magnoliopsida, Solanales, Convolvulaceae. The coding region runs from base 267 to 914 and encodes 215 amino acids.
AAAGUCAGAUGGGCAUUCGGAUAAAAUUAAAGCAAACCCUUUCUUGGACUGACUAAGAAAAUUGUAAAGAAAUGUCCCCUUAGAACCCUACAUGCAGACCUUCCAUGUCCCCCAAGAACCACCGUUAUAAGUGUUCCGCCACCACCAUUUCCUCCCACGGCCACGGCUGCCUUAUUUAGCCCCCACCCCCACUUCACUCUUCCAAACCCUUUUUCCUUCAAAACCCACUUUUUGUGAUCUAAUAUUUUGUUUCUUAUUACCUAUACAUGGCUGCAGCCGGGUCUCCGUGCGGCGCGUGCAAGUUUCUCCGGCGAAAGUGCGCCGCGGACUGCAUAUUCGCGCCGUAUUUUUGCUCCGACCAAGGCCCGGCUCGAUUCGCCGCCAUCCAUAAGGUGUUUGGGGCCAGUAAUGUUUCCAAAAUGUUAAUGCAAGUUUCGGUUCAUGAGCGGUGCGAUGCGGUUGUCACCAUUGAUUAUGAAGCUCGAGCUAGGAUCAAAGAUCCUGUCUAUGGCUGUGUCGCCCAUAUCUUUGCCUUGCAACAACAGGUGGUGAGUUUGCAAGCUCAGCUGAUGCAAGUGAAGGCUCAACUAGCUCAAACUUUGAUGACCACCGGAAACCAGUCGUGGCCGAGUUACACGGCGGGUGGCGGCGGCGGCGCAGGGGUUUUUCCGGCGGCCGUGAACUCGGCAGGCUCGCCGCAGAGCUCCAUGGAUUCGUUCGAGGGUUACAGUGAAGGGUUAGGGUUUGUGAAGCAAGAAAUGGCGAUGGUGCAAAACAGGGAUAAUAAUGAAGAUAAUUACUGUUAUUAUGGUGGUAAUAAUAAUAAUAAUGGCAGUUGUAAUAGUAGGAAGAGAGUUUCACAGACUGAUUUGGGUGAGCUUCAAGCUUUGGCUCUUAGAAUGAUGAGAAAUUGAGAGACAUAAUUAAUGGGUUUAAUUUGGGGUAUACUUUAAUUUCAUGGAUGCUAAUUAACUUACACUUUUCUAUUUAGAUAAUAAUAAAUUUCAUUAUAUUG